Messenger RNA from Drosophila erecta, 782 nucleotides. RefSeq lists its product as uncharacterized. The coding region runs from base 6 to 782 and encodes 258 amino acids. Gene Ontology annotation, molecular function: protein heterodimerization activity. NCBI's taxonomy places the organism in Eukaryota, Metazoa, Arthropoda, Insecta, Diptera, Drosophilidae. The transcript has 2 exons. The record is from RefSeq and is a predicted model, not a curated record.
GUGAAAUGGACAAGAAAUCAAACUACCAGCUGAGCGAGCGCGACUUGGAUAUACGCUCCGAUCUGGAGUUUGUGGACAGUCUGCUGAAGGAGCAGCGUUUGGAGGUGGAGCCGCAGGCUCGUGGUGUCAUCUUGGAUCUGGCUUACACUUUGGCAAGGGACAAACUCGUUGAGGCCCAACGUUUCGCUAAGUUGGCCAACCGCUCCAACGUGAGUGUGGAGGACUUGGAGAUGGCAAACCUGGAGCGGACAGAGGAGCUGAGCAGGAGACCGAUCCACCAGCCGGUGAAGUCCCUUGUUCCCAGCCAGCCAUCCCUGCCCACGCCGACUGUGAGCCGAGGUCUGAUGCUGCCCACCUGGCGGCAGUGUCAGGUGGGUAUAAUGGCCGAACUGAAGGACAAGGGUGCUGAGACCCUGCCAGCGAAUCCCAGGACUGGGCUGCCCCCGAAUCCGGUAACCGCUAGUGCUUCAGUUCCUGGUCUAAACUCUGGCAGCAACUCGAUGCUGGCUACUGGAUCUUCAAAUCCGGGUCGUAACACUUCGAAUCCCAUUGCUCGUCCCGCUGGCUCUAACAUGAAUCCUCCCGACAACUUUUCCAAGCCUACGUUUGUUGCCCCAAGUUCUCGAGCUGAUCAUCAAAAUGCAAUGAGAAAUCAUUCCACUCCUAGGGUGUACGCCAAUAACUCCACAGCGGGCUAUGUGUCAGAUUCCUCCUUAUGCUUCACUGCUAGAUAUCCGGGCGGAGUUCACUCGGCCGUGAAAAAGCCACGCAUGCAUCAAUAA